CUUCAGCUCGUUCACUACUGGAUAGUGUUUUGUUUUCUUGUCAUUCAUUACUCUCGUUUGUACAUAUCACCCACGAUCGUUCAAAAUGCGUGCCGCAGCCUUCUUCGCUCUUGUUUCCUCUGUUGUCUCCGCCACUCCUCUCGGCCACCGCUUCCACACCUACUCCAAGGCCAGCAACUCUUGCGCCGUUGUCUUUGACGGCCGCGUCCCCGCCAAUGCCUCCCUGACCGACUUUGACACUGAGAAUGGCGGUGGCUGGAACCCCUUCAACCCUGGCUAUGUCAAGGGGAACAACAUCUCCUGGUCCGAGAUUCUCCUGCUUCCCAAGAACACCCCUCGAUCUCGAUUCGACGCCGUAUCUCGCACUGUUCCCCUCAAAGUGACCAUCAGCGAUGAGAGCAUUUUCAUGCAGCAGCAUGGCUUUCGACGUGCCGGCCUGCAAUUCGCCAAGGAUGACAAUGAGAAAAGCCCUGCUUCUGAAGGCGUCAAGACACUUCAUUUCAGCAUUCUGCAGGACGAGAGCCGGCCUCUCAACCUCAGCCAUGAGUACCUGAAUGUCUGGCAUGAGGCAGGUGACUACUCGAGCAACCAAUUCAACUUUGAGGCUGGUACCAUCAUCGGUCAGGACCUGCCCAAGGAUACAUGGAAGCUUCUCGACCGCACCAAUAAGCAGAUCUGGUCCACCCCUAUCCUCAAGGAUGUGUGGCAGAACUUUGCCAUCACUCUCGACUUUGACAACAACACCAUCCAAGCCUGGUACUCAGAGGGCCGCAAGCCCCUCCGAGCCGUCACGGAGCCCAUCUCCAACGAUAACUCUGGACGGGGACAGUACCAGAUUGGUAUCCUGAAGAAGCCUACUGGAACGGAUGAUGUUGUCAACUCUGGCUUCCAGGAGAGUGAUCUCGACGAGGGACUGAUCUAUGGUGGUAUCUUUAUUGAGGACAGCAAGGACGGCUGCGUGUCCGCGUAAUCUGGGCUGGCAUUCAGCUCUCUUGCUCAGCUGCCGGGUUUAGAAACGAGGCUCCCAUAGCCACCACAAUGAUGAGACAACAAGGGUCUCGUACGAAGCCUCGACUGCAGAUCAUAGCGGUUCGUCAUAGACAUGGAGUGUAUCGGCAGAUACUGAAUGACCCACCCCCGCAUGAUUAUCCCGUGGAUGAUAAAGA
Messenger RNA from Fusarium vanettenii 77-13-4, 1166 nucleotides. RefSeq lists its product as uncharacterized. The record is from RefSeq and is a predicted model, not a curated record. Bases 86 to 970 code for a protein of 294 amino acids. NCBI's taxonomy places the organism in Eukaryota, Fungi, Ascomycota, Sordariomycetes, Hypocreales, Nectriaceae. The transcript has 3 exons.